AUGGCUACCUCUGUGUACCCUGGGGAAGACCCACAACUUAGAAUGGCGAAUGAAAAGAUAGCUAACCUGCUGGAAGAUGUUCGCCGUCUCUCAGCUGAGCUGAGGGACAAAGACGCUCUGCUGGCCAGGACUAUGGAGGUGACCCACGAGCAGUCCAUGAGGAUUGCCUCUCUCUCUGCGGCCUUCCAGGACACAGCACCCUGGGAUCCCUCUUGUCCACGACCCUCGUCCUGCUCUACACCCAACCGCCAGCGAUCGUGGACAGAGGUAGUGAUCCGGGGCAGGCAGAAGACCCCAGUCAGAGCCGUCUCGCCUCCACUCUCCCUCUCGAACCGCUUCAUGGCCCUGUCGCAGAUUGAAGAAAGGCCAGCAGUUUUCUCCGCACCAGCGGCCAACGGCGUUCCAGCGGCUUCCUGCUCCAACGGCCCGGCAGCUCCCCCUCCGCUGCUGGACACCGAGACGGCUGCACACUCCGCCGGAUCGGCGUCCCCGCCGGUUGCAGUCCCGUAUCAGCAGCUGUCAUCCCGGGCCUCGACCUCUGCUUCACGCCGGAGGCUCCUCGAGGAGGCUGUGCGGAGGCGUUCCGGGAGCCUCCACUGCCCUGCCACGGCCCUGGAUCGUCGUCCCGGAGCUGAGUCGGCUGCCUACCAUAACGGUCAUCACCAUCCGGAGCCCACGGAGCUCACCUCCACCAGAUCUGGCACUGCAGCCGGCACAAGGACCUCCGCCUCCCCUCCCGCUGAGCGGCCCGCCUCAGCGCUACAGCGGACGGACACACGCCCAGCUCCGGCUCCUCUCCCUGCCCGUAGCCCGAAGGUGUCAGCGAAGCGUUCCCCAGCUCCAGAUGGAGGCGUUGCUGGCCUGUCCCACCGGCCACCUCGUCCUCUGUUUAGUCCCACAACUCUCAUCAUCGGCGACAGCAUCGUCAGAAACAUCCGUUUCUUCAACGCCACCACUCGGUGUUUUCCUGGCGCCACCGCUGCUGGACUCCUGGACAAACUUCCUGAGCUGCUACAGUCCAUCCCAUCCUCAGUGUGCCGUGUGAUAAUUCAUAUAGGAACAAACGACACGACCCGGCGACAGUCUGAGCUGAUGAAACAGGAUUUUAUGGACCUCUUUAGACUUAUGGAAAGCUGUGCAGGCACUAAUUUUAAUAAAGCUUUUAAGACGCCAUCUGACGCCCUCUGUGAGAACUUUGCAGACCACUUCAGAACCAAAAUCAAGGACAUCAGAUCCAGCCUUUUAUCCCUACAAGUUUUACCUGUGAACACACCGGAUCUGCUGUCCUUACCUGAGGAAACGCUGGAGAGUUUUGCCCUGGUUGAUGCAAGGACGCUUGGUCGAGUUUUCUUCCAAGUGAACCCAACAACCUGCCUUUUAGAUCCAAUUCCCACACCUCUCUUAAAAUCAUUUUAUGGAUUCUUUGAGGAACAAUUUCUAAACAUUAUAAAUUGCUCUGUUCAGACGGGUGUCUUCCCCACUGCCUUUAAAACGGCGGUGGUGAAGCCCCUUCUGAAGAAGAGCAAUUUAGAUCCCAAUGUUCUCAAUAACUACCGUCCUGUAUCCAACUUACCAUUUUUAAGUAAAAUUUUAGAAAAACUGGCUUUUAACCAAGUCAGUGACUUUUUAAACAGAAUUAACAUUUUAGAAAAACAUCAGUCUGGUUUUAGAAUGAACCACAGUACAGAGACAGCACUUUUAAAGAUUUUAAAUGACAUCAGGUGGAAUCUGGAUAAUAAAAAACUCACAGUGUUGGUUCUACUGGAUCUAAGUGCUGCUUUUGAUACAGUAGACCAUCAUAUUUUGUUGAACAGACUCAAACACCUGGUCGGCCUCUCUGGUACUGUUUUUAACUGGUUUGAUUCCUACCUCACAGACCGUUGCUUUUAUGUAAGCAUGGAUACGUGUUCCUCAGGAACCCAUGAAAUUAAGUGUGGGGUUCCCCAAGGGUCAAUUUUAGGUCCCAUUCUUUUUAAUCUUUAUAUGCUUCCUCUUGGGGACGUCAUCAGGAGACACGGCAUCAGUUUCCAUAGCUACGCUGACGAUACACAGCUGUACAUUGCCGUGUCUCCUGAUGACACAGGGCCAAUAGAUUCCCUUUUAAACUGUAUUUUAGACAUUAAGUCAUGGAUGGCAGUGAACUUCCUACAGCUCAACCAGGACAAAACUGAAGUUUUAGUCAUAGGUCCUGAAGGCCAGAGAGAGAAACUUUUAUCUAAACUACAAGAUUUUAAACCAGCAAACUUUGUAAAAAACCUGGGCGUGAUUUUCGACUCUGAGCUGAAUUUUAUGCCACAUAUUAAGAAUAUAACAAGAAUAGGUUUUUAUCAUCUGAAGAGCAUAGCCAGAGUCCGCCCGUUUCUCUCUCAGGCCAGCAUGGAGGUGCUAAUGCAUGCUUUUAUCUCUUCUCGUUUAGACUAUUGUAAUGCCCUGCUCUCUGGUCUUCCUAAAAAGAGUAUUUUAAAUCUACAAUUAUUGCAAAACUCAGCCACACGCGUGCUGACGAGGACCAGAGGGCGGGAACACAUUACACCAGUUUUAAAGUUGCUGCAUUGGCUCCCCGUCCGCUUCAGGAUCGAUUUUAAGGUUCUUUUAUUAGUUUUUAAAUGUCUUAACGGCCUUGCGCCUUCUUAUUUAUCUGAUCUCCUUUUAACUUAUCGACCCUCGCGGAUCCUGAGGUCCUCUGGCAGUGGCCUUUUAUCCAUACCACAAGCCAGGACAAAAACCCACGGUGAGGCGGCGUUUAGCCACUAUGGCCCCCGUCUGUGGAACAGCCUGCCGGAGAACCUCAGGACUGCAGAGACCGUCGAUAUUUUUAAAAGAAGGUUAAAGACUCACCUUUUUAAUCAGGCUUUUAACUAACCUCUUAAAUCUUCAUGUUCUUAUCAUUUUGUAUUUAUUUUCGUAUGUUCUUUUACUUUUUUUAACCUUUCACCUUUUUACUUAUGUUAUAGGUCUUUUAUUCUAUCUUGUAGUUUUAAAUUUUUAGUCAUUUAACUCCAGUGUUUCCUCAGGGGGGGUCCUCCACACUGGGGGCUGUAUCUGGUCUCCCACUGGGGGUGCUGUCCAUGGGUCCCUUCAGCCCAGCUGGUUGGGGGGGGCUCCCCACCUCGGUGUGGGAGUCCCCCUGUCUGUCGGGGUCGGGGGGUCUGGGUGCCAGCGCCCCCAGUGGUCAUGGCCUGUGACUCCUCCCAGUGUGGACGACCCCAAUUGGAGGCGUUUUCCACAAUCGUUAGUGCCAUGCCAUGUCUCCCUACUGUCAGUGGUGGGAGUGUGUGUCUGUGGGCGUGUGUGUGUCUGUGUAUGUAUGUGUGUGUCUGUGGGCGUGUG
Messenger RNA from Amphiprion ocellaris (clown anemonefish), 3330 nucleotides. RefSeq lists its product as uncharacterized. The transcript is spliced from 2 exons. Lineage: Eukaryota; Metazoa; Chordata; Actinopteri; Pomacentridae. The record is from RefSeq and is a predicted model, not a curated record. The coding region runs from base 1 to 2862 and encodes 953 amino acids.